AUGGAGCCAAUUAACUCGAGGAACUCCUACUUCUCCCCGAGCCCAAAUCAAUGCACCUGUCUUGGUGAACCCAUAAAGUAUCUGCGCUUGGUCGACACGACGGCGCCGUGCCUUGACACAACAUGUGGAACAUUUAUCGAAUGGCAGCAAAAAGCCGACGCUGCCGACCGCGAACAAUACGUCGAAUACAUGUGCGGUGAUGGACGGGGCGUCUGCGAGGGAUGGGAGGAGCAUGUAAGCAAAAAAGUGCCGGCCCAAAAGAUCAAUAAAUGCCCAGCCCUCGGCGGGCCCUGUUAUUUGCAUAUGAAAAACUUGGCCGAAUGGGUCUACGCGCCUCCGGACGAAAAUUCAAAUUGGAUCGUUGUA
Molecule: messenger RNA, 366 nt
Organism: Mesorhabditis spiculigera
Lineage: Eukaryota; Metazoa; Nematoda; Chromadorea; Rhabditida; Rhabditidae
Source: the annotation of a GenBank genome assembly